GGCACGUCAGAGUCGAGGCGGAAGCGGAUGGGAAGCAGUGGGUGCUGAAACAUGGCGUGCACUUACACGCGCAGAGUCGGGAUGACAGCCGGCGCGUGUGUGUUUUCUGCGAUUAUUGCAACAUGUGUGAUGCAGCUGCCCGCAUCGGCCAAACCGGGCAAUUUAAGAGUAAUCACAGAUGGAAACUGGGAGGAUAUCCUGACGGGAGAAUGGAUGAUCGAGUUCUUUGCUCCGUGGUGUCCAGCCUGCCAGCAGCUCCAGCCCGUGUGGAAUGAGUUUGCAGAAUGGGGAGAAGAUUUGGGAGUGAAUAUUGCCAAAGUAGACGUCACCGAGCAGCCAGGUUUGAGCGGGAGGUUCAUCAUCACAGCUCUCCCAACUAUCUACCACUGUAAAGAUGGUGCGUUUCGGCGAUAUCAGGGCGCUCGAUCUAAAGAUGACUUCCUGAGCUUCAUUGAUGAAAAGAAAUGGCAGAGCAUAGAGCCGGUCUCUUCCUGGUUUGGCCCUUCAUCCUUCCUGAUGAACGCAAUGUCAGCCCUCUUCAAGUUAUCCAUGUUCAUCAGGCAUUGCCAUAAUUACUUAACGGAGCAGCUGGGUGUCCCAGUGUGGGGCUCGUUUGGGAUAUUUGCUUUAGCAACACUCAUCUCAGGAUUGGUCCUUGGAUUGGUACUAGUUUUCAUCGCCGAUUUUGCUUUCCCGUCACGGCGGUUUGCACCAAAUUAUCACCACAGGAAACUGCCUGCUGGGCAGGUACGUCUCCUGCAGCAGUUGGAAGAUGAACAGGAAGCAGAUGGAGAGGAAGAGGAUGAUGAUGAUGAUGAGUACAGUGGAAAGACUGAAGAGUGGCAGCGAGCAGACGGAGCCGAUGUGCUCAGGAGAAGAGGAGUGGGUGUGCUGGAGGAGGACACUUAGUGGACUGGAGAGGAACUGCCUCUCGCUCACUGCUCACAAAACCACCACACAAACCACAUCGCACAAACCACAUCGCUACAGCAGUGCCCCGGCAGCGCUCAUUAAGCUUGAUGUCACAUGUGAUGUCAUAGCUUCCUCUGAAAGAUUGAUGUGGUUGUGCUUUUCUCUCUUUCUUGCCGCUAGUUUGUGUGUUUUCUCUUUUCCACCUGUCUAGUUUUAAUUAUUACACUCCUUGCUAUGCAGUAUCUCUAGAGUGUGUGUGUGACAGAGGAAUAUUAGGACUUACUUUACGGAAUUUCACGACUCACAGUUGCAAUAUUCCCCAUACAAAUUCUGAGCAAAAUUAUCAAGAUCAAACAACGAUCUCACUGUGAAUCUGUUGUAAAUGAGGCUUUUUGGAAUAAGAAAGCUUUUGUGCUUUACUUUGUAAAUAUUUUAUUAUUUGAGCUUUUUGGAUGCCUGUUAUAUAAAGCCAGAAUGUUCAAUUUGCUGUUUUAAAUGUUUUUUCUUCCAACUAGAGUUCAGC
Molecule: messenger RNA, 1435 nt
Organism: Sinocyclocheilus anshuiensis
Lineage: Eukaryota; Metazoa; Chordata; Actinopteri; Cypriniformes; Cyprinidae
Product: thioredoxin-related transmembrane protein 1-like
Exons: 8
Coding region: 52-909 (285 amino acids)
Cellular component (GO): endomembrane system
Molecular function (GO): disulfide oxidoreductase activity
Source: RefSeq, a predicted model, not a curated record